AUGGCAGCUUCAUCAACCCGGCUUCGAUGCCUAUACGCAUCCUCGUCAACAUGGAAGACAUCUCCAUCCCAAUCCCUAAUCUCCUUAUCUCGCCGUUAUGCGACAACCAGCUCUGCACCACCAACUCCCUCCGAUGAAAGUUCCUCAACGCUUCCGAAACGACGGAAAACAACCACAUUCAAAGACAAACUCAACGCCGGCCCGUCCUUCGCCGACUUUGUCAGCGGCAAUGGCGACUCCAACAACGCUCCUCUCGAUGCCUCAGAAGCCUACGCCCUGGAAACAGUCAUGAUCCCUGGUCCCGCCGGGCGUGGUAAAAAGGAACAUACCCGUCUCCCCUCGUGGCUCAAGACGCCCAUCCCAGAUUCGACGAACUACAAGCGCAUAAAGAAGGACUUGAGAGGGUUGAAAUUGAAUACCGUCUGCGAGGAAGCGCGCUGUCCCAAUAUCUCGGAUUGUUGGGGUGGGAGUGACAAGUCCGCUGCGACGGCGACGAUUAUGUUGAUGGGUGACUCGUGUACGCGAGGCUGUAGGUUUUGUAGUGUCAAGACUUUACGAACUCCCGGACCUCUAGAUCCUCAUGAACCUGAGAACACGGCCGAGGCUCUCUCGCGCUGGGGAUUAGGUUAUGUUGUUUUGACAAGCGUUGAUCGAGACGAUCUCUCCGAUGGCGGAGCACACCAUUUCGCCGAAACAGUCAUCAAAAUUAAACAGAAAGCUCCGGGUAUCCUCGUUGAAUGCCUCACUGGCGAUUUCGCCGGUGAUUUUGAUAUGGUAGCCCUCGUCGCAAAGUCCGGAUUAGAUGUUUACGCACACAAUGUCGAGACGGUUGAAGCCCUGACACCGCACGUUCGUGACCGUCGGGCUACAUUCCAGCAAUCCCUCCGAGUCCUUGAGGCCGCGAAACGCGCAAAGCCAUCACUCAUCACAAAGACAUCGAUGAUGCUCGGCUUCGGCGAAACAGAGGACCAAAUGUGGGAUGCGCUCCGCCAACUGCGCGCUUCGAACGUCGAUGUCGUCACUUUUGGCCAAUACAUGCGCCCGACGAAGAGACACAUGGCUGUCCAUGAAUAUGUAACCCCCGACAAGUUUGAGUUAUGGAGACAGCGGGCGCUGGAGAUGGGAUUUUUGUAUGUUGCGUCUGGCCCGUUGGUGAGGAGUAGUUAUAAGGCUGGAGAGGCUUUUAUUGAGAAUGUAUUGAAAAAGAGGAGGGGUGUGGGCAACACUCCGGGUGCUGAGGUGACGACUGAGGUGCCGGUGGAUGCAUUAGCGAAGUAA
Talaromyces marneffei is the source of this 1278-nucleotide messenger RNA. RefSeq lists its product as uncharacterized. Gene Ontology annotation, biological process: lipoate biosynthetic process. Gene Ontology annotation, molecular function: 4 iron, 4 sulfur cluster binding; lipoate synthase activity. The coding region runs from base 1 to 1278 and encodes 425 amino acids. Gene Ontology annotation, cellular component: mitochondrion. The record is from RefSeq and is a predicted model, not a curated record. NCBI's taxonomy places the organism in Eukaryota, Fungi, Ascomycota, Eurotiomycetes, Eurotiales, Trichocomaceae. The transcript has a single exon.